This is a messenger RNA of Scleropages formosus (Asian bonytongue), 3205 nucleotides long. It is a transcript of the gene raf1a, whose product is annotated as Raf-1 proto-oncogene, serine/threonine kinase a. The record is from RefSeq and is a predicted model, not a curated record. The transcript is spliced from 21 exons. Gene Ontology annotation, biological process: protein phosphorylation; MAPK cascade. Gene Ontology annotation, molecular function: ATP binding; MAP kinase kinase kinase activity. The coding region runs from base 509 to 2482 and encodes 657 amino acids. NCBI's taxonomy places the organism in Eukaryota, Metazoa, Chordata, Actinopteri, Osteoglossiformes, Osteoglossidae. Gene Ontology annotation, cellular component: cytosol; mitochondrion.
CCACGGCCACAGAACUGGCCCUUCACACACGGGAGACGUGGAAAACGACGUGUCAGGAUUACGGAAAACGCACAGACAGUCCAAAUGUGCGCAUCGCGCCGCGGCGCCGAGCGCAGGGAAAGUCCCGAACUGUCCGGAAAACCGCGGGAUCCGAGGGAGAACGCGGCCGGGCGGCGCUCGCGCUCGCUGCUGGCAGGGACUCGCGCGCCGCUCCUGCGCGGACGAACUUCCACACGCGAUGAUGUCACCCGAACUCUCGUGCUGCUCGUGGCGGGGCUGAGCUGAGCGCGCGCGCGCUCCGUCUCCGGAGUCGGACUCGGUGUCGUCGGCCAACCCUCCGUAGCAGCCGGGAGGAGCUCGGGUUCGGUCAAACAGGAAGAGCUCUUUGGUUUUUCUUGGACUGCGUUGUGCGCCGGCCCAGGACCCCGAGACGGAGCCGACUUGGGUACUGGGGAGGCUGUGAAAUAACACAGGUGAUACAGAGUCAGAUUAAUAAAGGCAGCUUUUGAUGCCAAUGGAGCACAUUCAAGGAGCACUGAAGACCCUCAGCAAUGGGUUUGGGUUGAAGGACUCUGCAUUUGAGGGUCCCUGCAUGUCCCCGACCGUUGGCCAGGGAUUCACCUUCCACCGGCGCUCGUCAGAUGAGGGCAAGACUCCUGACUCCAAGACAAGCAGCACAAUUCGGGUUUACUUGCCUAACAAGCAGCGCACAGUGGUGAACGUCCGUCCAGGCAUGACUUUACACAGCUGCCUCAUCAAAGCGCUCAUGGUGCGGGGCCUUCAGCCUGAGUGCUGCGCCGUUUUCAGGCUCCAUCCUGGCCAAAGGAGCAAAAAGUCCCGCGUGGACUGGAGUACGGAUCCCGUGUCGCUCGUUGGGGAGGAGCUGCUGGUACAAGUGCUGGACCACGUACCUCUGACUACGCAUAAUUUUGUUCGGAAAACAUUUCUCAAGUUGGCCUUUUGUGACAUAUGCCAGAAGUUCCUUUUAAAUGGUUUCCGUUGCCAGACGUGCGGCUACAAGUUCCACGAGCACUGCAGCACUAAGGUUCCUACCAUGUGUGUGGACUGGAGCAACAUCCGGCAGCUGCUGCUGUUUUCAAUUCCAGGAGAAAGCGGAGGUCCUUCUCUCCCUCCGCUGACCACACGUCGCAUGCGCGAGUCUCUCUCCCGAUUUCCGGUGAGCUCCCAGCACCGGCACUCUACACCUCACGCCUUCGACUGCACUGUUCCUUAUCCGCCGCCCGGAAGCGCUCUGUGCCAGAGACAGAGGUCCACAUCCACCCCAAACGUCCACAUGGUCAGCACGAACAUGGCUGUGGACAGCAGUGUGAUUGAGCUAGAUUGCCUGAACGCUUCUCCCAGCUCCUGGUGCCGCCGCUGUUGCCUCAAGAGAAGAAACGCAAUUCGAGUACACGAAUCAGGUGCUUCCCCAGGCCACAGCCCCACUGGAUGGUCUCAAUCCAAGACCCCAAUUCCCACGCAGAGAGAGAAGGCACCGUCCUCCAGCAUACAGGAGAAGCACAAAAUUAGACCGAGGGACAAGAGAGAUUCGAGCUACUACUGGGAAAUCGAAGCCAGCGAGGUGCUGCUGUUGUCUCGGAUCGGCUCGGGCUCCUUCGGGACUGUAUUCAAAGGGAAAUGGCACGGUGACGUGGCAGUGAAGAUUUUAAAGGUCAUGGAUCCUACACCAGAGCAGCUCCAGGCAUUUCGCAACGAGGUGGCGGUUCUGAGGAAAACGAGGCACGUCAACAUCCUGCUCUUCAUGGGCUACAUGACAAAGGACAGCCUGGCCAUCGUGACCCAGUGGUGCGAAGGCAGCAGCCUCUUCAAGCACUUGCACGUGCUGGAGACCAACUUCCAGAUGUUCCAGCGGAUCGAUUUCGCCAGGCAAACAGCACAGGGCAUGGACUAUUUACAUGCAAAGAACAUCAUCCACCGGGACAUGAAGUCGAACAAUAUUUUUCUGCAUGAGGGCCUCACGGUGAAGAUUGGGGACUUCGGCUUGGCCACAGUGAAGGCCAGAUGGAGCGGCUCUCAGCAGGUGGAGCAGCCAUCGGGCUCCAUACUCUGGAUGGCUCCUGAGGUCAUUCGGAUGCAGGACAGUAACCCCUACAGCUUCCAGUCAGAUGUGUACUCCUACGGCAUAGUGCUGUACGAGCUGAUGACUGGAGAACUGCCCUACUCGCACAUAUCCAACAGAGAUCAGAUCAUCUUCAUGGUGGGCCGUGGCUACCUGUCUCCAGACCUCAGCAAGCUCUACAAGAGCUGCCCUAAGGCAAUGAAGAGGCAGGUGGCAGACUGCAUCAAGAAGCUCAGAGACGAGAGGCCCCUCUUCCCUCAGAUCUUGUCCUCCAUAGAGCUGCUGCAGCACUCGCUACCCAAGAUCAACCGCAGUGCCUCGGAGCCGUCACUGCACCGCGCCUCGCACACCGAGGACAUGAACACCUGCACUUUGACCUCCACCAAGCUGCCCGUCUUCUAGGUCCCAAAUAAGUUGAGAAAAUGGACUCGACAACAAAGGAACUGUGCAAUUAGGAAUGAGUUCGAGGGAUUUUAUAGCAAAAUUUCACCCUGGAACACCAGAGAGCCUCAGUAAAGGAAAUCCAAGGAUACUAGCUCUAGCUGUUGUUAAAUACACCUAUUUUACCCUACCUUUCCUGGUUUCUUGGGUCUGCUAUGAAAAGUUUUUGUUAACUUUACAACAGGAGUGAAAUGAACCCUGAAAUCCAGCCCUGCACCUUUUCCGUGUGUCUCAGCAGCUGUUUCCACUGCAUUUCUUGUUUGAUUUACUCCAGUUUGCACCUUAUUCUCCUGUUUUACUGUUCCUCCCUUCUCCAGUAAGUUGUCAAGGUUGCCGUGAGUAUCAUCAGUGGGCAUUUUCAGCGGCUUACUAACCCACUGCUAAGUAAGCGAGUGCGAUGACAUUUGCCCUUUGUGAGCCUGUCCAAAACCGUCUGUCCUCCUGCAUUCGUUUGCAGCUUUGGUUUGGUUUUGGGUGGUUCUGCUCAUCACGCCGCUGUCGCACACGCAGCCCUCGCGGCAGUCAUGGCCGACUUGAAAGCACAAGUUGGGACUGUUUCAUUAUCGUCUUUUAUUUGGACUUUAAUAGGUUUCUGUCUGCUACAGCUCUUUAGAGAGGUUAAACAUUUUAUUGUAAAUCUGGAGGCGAUGUUGUUUUUCCGUUUAAUUUUAAUAAAGUAACAAA